Oppiella nova is the source of this 1080-nucleotide messenger RNA. The record is from the annotation of a GenBank genome assembly. NCBI's taxonomy places the organism in Eukaryota, Metazoa, Arthropoda, Arachnida, Sarcoptiformes, Oppiidae.
UAAUCAUAUCUAAACUAUAUUUUCAAAACUUAUUUCAAGUUUUAUAACUUUUUAAACUUUUUUGUGCAAAACUUACUUAAUCUACAAAUAAAUUAUGAAAAGUUUACUGUAUAUUACGUUAAUACUGUUCAUCGGUGUGACUGUCAUUAAAUGUCAGGAACUGGAGGACUCGGAUGAUACCGAUGCGACGGCUACUGAGCCCACGGACUCAGAGUCGGCCCCCAGUGAUGACAGUCCUACUGAUGACGCGGGUACGACAGCUACCGGUGCGGACAACCCCUUCAAGACACUCAUGACGUCUGUCCAGUUGGGAGGUAUGCGACUAUACGACCGGUUGAAUGAAAAGGCGACUCAAGUGGGGAAACAGCUACAGGAGGGUCAACAGAGAUUUCAGGGCAGAAUGCAUAGAAUACAGGAGCGCCUGGGUCAGUUGCCGGGUCGUAUCGCUGGAGGUGCCGGUGCUGGUGAUGGACAGGGAGGUGCCGAUGGCGAGACCCGUCAAGUGGAACGGGAGGACGAGGAGACUGAGACCAUGACACCCACCGAGACCGAGGAUGUCGCUGAUGGCGAUCGAGACACGGCUGCCAGCGAUGAUAGUCCAGUGGUGAAAGAUGAGAGCGCCGGUAGCGACGAUUACGGGUCAGACACCGGGAGCACAGACACUGAAUCAGUGAACCCAUUGAAAUCAUUGAUGACAUCCCUGACCCUCAAAGGGGUGCGACUGUACGACAGGUUUAAUGAGAAGGUGGAGGACGUGAGGCAUAGGUUUCAAGAUCACCAGAAACGGCUUAUGGAUCGCGUGAAUGGCCUACAGGAAAGGGGUCAGAGGUUGCAGACUAGGGUGGUAUCAAAGAUGGAGAAUCUGGUCAAUCGCUUGGAGAGGUUCAACAUUUUUGGGGGCGUUUAGGGGGUUUAGUGUAUAUAAACUUAUAUUGGGUUAUGGUUUAAAUUAUAGGCUAAACUGCGGGGGGUGGGGUGAGCAGUGCACCCCUAAUUUAGUUUUAUAAUUGUAAUUAUCAUGGUUAAUUUCAAAAACAAUCAAGCUAUUUAUAUGAGGUCCACUAAACUGUAAUUAUGCCG